Messenger RNA from Mercenaria mercenaria, 3290 nucleotides. Its product is annotated as proton channel OtopLc-like. Gene Ontology annotation, biological process: proton transmembrane transport. The record is from RefSeq and is a predicted model, not a curated record. Gene Ontology annotation, molecular function: proton channel activity. Lineage: Eukaryota; Metazoa; Mollusca; Bivalvia; Venerida; Veneridae. Bases 532 to 3051 code for a protein of 839 amino acids. The transcript has 9 exons. Gene Ontology annotation, cellular component: membrane.
AUUAAAAUCAGUUGCAUUUAGCAAACGCCCCCGCUGGGUAUUUAGAUACGGUAGCAUAAGCUUCCGAUAGUUUUUGUGUUACAGUCACAAACAUUGUGAUUCAUCCAGUAGCUGUAAUAAAGAGUUACUAAUGAAAGCCACCCGGUGACCCUGCGUAAAAAUUUGAUUAUAACGGAGUGUAGAAUUUCAGCGUCAGGGCUUUGUUCGCAUGCAUGAUACAGGCAGAAAAAUGUGGUUUUACUUUGUGGAAAUACUAGAUUAACAUGUUAACGUAUUGGCAUAACGUUGCAGCGGCUUUUUAGAUGUAAUGUUUUAGAGAUGAUUUACAAAUUGAAAUGAUGUGUAACAAAGUGCAGUGCUGUUUUUUCGCGAUAUCUGGAUAGCUUUCUAUUGUGGGAUGAUGUUUUCUGAGAUAAAACUGGAACAUAAAAGAUAUAUUUAUAAAGAGCUAUAAAGAGAUAGGAUCAGGUUGUGUUUCAAGGAGUUGGUUUUAUUUUCUUUUAUGUUUUUUACUUUAACUAAAGAUUUGAUAUGAGUUCAGAUAAACAGACAGACGGAUCCAAGUCGUCGGGGAACGGUAGUUGUUUACGUGCUGGCAUUCCUGAGUCGGAUACUGGCGAGAGUGGGGAGGAGUCGGAGCCGACGUACCGACAUUACGACAACUUUGAAACCGACGUUUGCCUUACUCAGGACGAAGAUGACGAUCCGACGGAUCUCAGCGCCGGCGUCGUGAGAGAUUUGGGUCAAAAUCUUCAACCCGUCGGGAAUGGAAUUUCUAAAAUAAAUUCGUCAGGUAUUGACAAAAGGGAUUUAAUACAUAAAGAUUUAAAUGGGAUUAACCGUGGUAUGAGCAGUGAUUCAGACAGCUGUACGGAGAGCGAGCUUACUCAAGGUCAAGGUCAGGCAACAGACGAUACAACCACAACAAGCACGUCAGAGUCGGAGGAAACUCAAAUUUGGGUACCAAUAAGCAAACGGCCGUCGGCCCGCCUGGUUCAGGACACGACUAGUGACCCGCCACCAAGUGCUACAUCAUCUAACGGUAGUGAUCAAAGCCGUCCGCAGAGUUACAUACAUAAAGCCAGUAGCCUGCCUCCCGCCGGCGCCGGCAGUUUAACAUAUGUCACAUCUCCUUCCGUAUUAUCCCAGAUGGAGAAAAAUAACAGCAGAGCAGGCUCGCACGACAGUGCCAGACGUGACUCUAGAGACUCAUGGCACACCCUGCAGUCAAACCUGCAGUCGUCCGGUGUGAACAAGAGAGUUUCACCAUCGAAACAAGUAAGCCUGGGUUUGCUUCGUCACGACGAGACUACUGGGACAAUAACCCUAGAUAUCAGGAACGUUCCGAAUGGAGAUUCCGGUUUAGGUCACGAGGACGGACAGUAUACACCCAGUGACGAUACCCUGAAUGCCGGGGGUGCCAAUAUGUCCAUGCUGAAAGGAAGAAAUGCACGUGAUCACAGGUUUGGACAAAAUAUGAGUUUCACAGAGAGUGUUUGUGUGGUAUGCAGCGGUCUAUACAUGUUGUUUGUCGUGGUGUCGGGUCUCAUUCUGCCCAUAGCUGAAGUAUUUGUAUCCGAACCCUAUCCUGCUCUCUUUGAGGGCUUCUAUAUUUACCUGUACGUGAUGAGCAUAGCUUUUCUUGUCUACGCCUAUUCAUACUUGCUGAGAAUUCGAACAUUCUCCGUCGGCCGUCGGGGACGCACGAUAGUUUCGUCGGUACCUGUACACAGCCGGAAAAGGAACACGUGCAUUGAUGAGAUAGAACAGCAGACGGGAAGUUUCUACCUCCGACUGGGGGCAGUAGGGUUUGGUAUUGGAAGUAUGAUAAAGAGUGGGCUUCAUUUUGGAGAAUAUUUUGAGAUGACAACGUCACCAAAUUGUGCUCACGUGCUAUUCGGAAUACGACCUAUCCUUCACCUCUGCUUUACAUUCAUUCAACUGUAUUUUGUUUUCCUUAACUCAAAGAUGAUGAUACACCGAUACAGAUACCUGGCAAGAAUAGGUCUAAUGCACAUGAUUGCCACAAAUAUCGCUGUAUGGUUUGAGGAUAUUGUUAGAGAAACCCUCAGAGAACUUGGCAGAGCCUCGGCUGAGACAGUCGUUAACAAUACAGCCGGUCAGAACAAGAUGUACUCGUUAAGUACAAGUGGUCUGAGGGUCAUAGAGCAGUAUGGUUUUCCUCACUGCCAAGGGGAUUCACUGAUGGGAGAGGUUGUUGAGAUGUCUAGUCCAUAUCUCUACCCGUGUAGUAUCUUGUAUAGCAUCAUAUGUGCCAGCAUCUUGUUCGUGAUGUGGCUGAAUCUGGGCAAACGUGACUGGAAACUUGACCGAAAUUCUGAAGAAGGUGUGCCAAAAGAACGCUCGAGUGUAGAUUGUUCAAGUUCAAGUAGAGGCUUGUUUCUUGGCAUCAUAAUAUUCGUGGCUGCCGUGAUUAUUCUCAUCACAUUUUUCGUGCUUGUGCGAACAGACGAAUUUAUGAAUACAGCUGUUCGUCUGGACCAUUUGGGAGAUGUUGCAAUAUUUGUUUUAACCACUAUCUCACUGAUUUUAGCAUUUCACCGGACGCAUGGACUGCGCUACCCUGAACAAGAUCAAGGUCCCGGUUUUGAAGACGCUUUAUUAGUGAUUUCCGUUAUAGGAGUGUUUAUUUUGUGCAUUGCAAACAUUAUUGCAGGAAUUCUUACAGACGUUGAACAUUACGGGCAUUUGAUAAUACUGUCAAGCUGUCUCAGAUGUGUUCAGGCAAGUGUGCAAACGCUGUAUUUGCUAAACACGAUGCGGAAAAGCGUUUGGAAACGAGAGCACGAGGAAGCAAAAACAGGGCGCGAAUUUGUGACUUUUUUGCUUAUUUGCAAUAUUGCAUUAUGGGGUAUGAACAUUUUUGAAGUUCAGAGAUCUGAAGCUAACCCUGUGCAGGCGAAGUUUUAUGGAAGUGUUGCUUGGAAUAUAAUCACGCAUGUUUCAGUGCCAUUUGCAAUCUUCUACAGGUUCCAUUCAACAGUUUGCUUAGCAAACAUCUGGAAACAUGCUUGGAAAUUCAGAAAUUAGCGCCAGGACAACCACAUUUUUCAGCCAGUCAGGAGGUGUGUUUAUUUCCUGUAUAUAAAUCAUGACCUCAUGCAAUAAGCUCUUGUAAUUGUAUCAGGCAGCUGGUAUUUCAUAUAACAUAAAUCUAGUCGACAUUUUACCUGUAUAAUACUUUCAUAUUAUAUUAAGAACACAUUUUAUGUACACGGGACCAGUCUUUUAGUACAGACGGUUUCUUAUGAAUUAUAUUAUUUGAUAGA